AUGGAUGCGAAGGAUGUCCUGGGUUUGCCCAAAAACUCAUUUCCACCUCUCGAGAAGAAGUCUCGACCUCCCAAAGAGUCUCAAAGAAAACCAGAUGGCAUUUCACGCGAGGUUUAUGCGCUCACCAGUGGACUCGCACCUCUUAUGCCUGCAAUUGAAGCUUCUCAAUUGAAGAAAAAGCCUCUUCCUCUCGAAAAGGUUUGCUUUUUUUUUUGUUUGUCACUUGGCAGUGGCUUCCUUUCACUAGUUCUGCUCGUAAAGAUAAUCUUCACCUCUAUCAUUGGGUACGAGUUGUCAAUGGUGUUCCUCCUACAGGGGACUACUCUUUUGCUAAGUAUAAUAAGUUUACUAGCUGUGGUGCAAUCCGUUGACGUAAUCAAAUACACAGAUGAGGAGUAUGACAAGUAUUUAACAGAUCCUGUGGGUAUCAUGUCUAACUGUACAAUUUUAUGGAAUUUUUUGAAUGGUUUGCUCAAGUUAUCAU
Molecule: messenger RNA, 484 nt
Organism: Cajanus cajan (pigeon pea)
Lineage: Eukaryota; Viridiplantae; Streptophyta; Magnoliopsida; Fabales; Fabaceae
Source: RefSeq, a predicted model, not a curated record